Molecule: messenger RNA, 369 nt
Organism: Oldenlandia corymbosa var. corymbosa
Lineage: Eukaryota; Viridiplantae; Streptophyta; Magnoliopsida; Gentianales; Rubiaceae
Source: the annotation of a GenBank genome assembly
AUGAAGGUUGGUCUCGGAAAAAAUAAAUGUGGUUAUUGUUGGGGUGGUCACAGUAAAAAGACAUUCCCUAGAUUGGUAGAAGCUAGAAAGGCUGGGAUCCCAUUGUCAACAAUCAAGGCAAAGGCACCAGUUGAUCCGCCUCAGCCAAAAAAGAAAGGCAGGCCUCCAAAGGCUACAAAUACUACUAGCAAUGUCGAACCAACCAUUGGUCAAAAGAAGAGGAGGGGGUUUACGGUUUUGUUUGAGAACAGUGAUGCUUUUCCCAGUUUGAUGAUGACUGUGUUGGUGUUACAGCUGCAAGAAAUAAGAGAAGCACAGGAAAACAUGGCUGCAGGAGGCCCACAUGCUGAAAUACCGCCACUUUUGUAA